AUGUCCUGCUCCAGCCUGUGCGUCCCUUCCUGUGGGGUGGCCGCCCCGGCCCCACUGGCCAACAGCGCCAACGAGCCCUGCGUGCGGCAGUGCCCUGACUCCACGGUGGUGAUCCAGCCCCCGGCCUCGGUGGUCACCUUCCCCGGGCCCAUCCUCAGCUCCUUCCCGCAGUACAGCGUUGUUGGCUCGGCGGGAUUCCCCGGUGUUGGAGGGGGCUAUGGCGGCACUUUUGGAGGCCGUGGCGGAUUUGGAGGCUUAGGGGGCUAUGGGGGGUAUGGAGGCCUUGGAGGCUAUGGGGGCUAUGGGCUUUAUGGGGGCUAUGGAGCCUUUGGGGGUUGCGGAUAUGGUGGCUGGGCCCGAGGCCACGGGUACCUCAGUGGCAACUGCGGGCCCUGCUAA
Messenger RNA from Aptenodytes forsteri (emperor penguin), 399 nucleotides. RefSeq names its product claw keratin. The record is from RefSeq and is a predicted model, not a curated record. Bases 1 to 399 code for a protein of 132 amino acids. The transcript has a single exon. Gene Ontology annotation, cellular component: intermediate filament. Lineage: Eukaryota; Metazoa; Chordata; Aves; Sphenisciformes; Spheniscidae. Gene Ontology annotation, molecular function: structural constituent of cytoskeleton.